CCUGCCUAUAUUCACACAACUAAGGUAAAGCCGAAACCUUCCAUAUAUAGCCAGCCAAAGAAAUGUGGAGUACAAAACUCUUUGGUCUCUUUCUUCUUUCAGCAUUCACCUUAUACCCACCUUCAACCAUGGCUCAACCAGUCUUCGACCUUGAUGGCCAUCCGGUUAUAAACGGUGGCUCAUACUAUAUUAUGGAAUAUAUGGGCAGUGGAGUAGAGCUAGCCAAAACGGGGAAUGAAACUUGCCCUCUCAGUGUUGUGCAAUCUUCCAGUUUUGGGUCGACUGGGCUACCAGUGAAGAUUUCAUCCAUGCUCCGUACUCCUUUCGUCACCAUUGGAAGAGUGGACCUUAGUUUCACUGGUGUUCCGGAUUGUGCCACCACUCCUUCUGGGUGGACCGUCGUCGAGGGUCUACCGGAGGGAUCCGUGGUUAAGAUUACUGGCUACGAAAACACGGAGAAUGGUCACUUUCUAAUUGAAAAAGCUUCUUUUCGCAAUAUCUAUAAGCUUUCGUUCUGUAUAGUUGGCAAACUCGGGUGCGGAACUAUUGGGCUUAUUAAAGAUGAUAAACAAAACGACCUUUUGGGUGUGACUUGGGACUAUGCGUUUGAGUUUGUGCUGGUGAAAACUGAUGAUCAGCCUACUUCAUCUUCUGCGUGAACACUAAUGAAGCAUUGAUCGACCAUGAGAAAUGGUCUACUUUCUCGUGGCGAGAGACAUGUGUGUGAUGAUGAUAAAUAAACAUGAUUUGGUUGUAGUUGUAGUUACUACAAACCUAAAAUAAAUGAAGAAUAUAAUAUUGUAAGGUUUACACUCUAUGGUGUAUCAAUGAAGAAUAUCAAUUUUAUGUUUA
This is a messenger RNA of Glycine soja, 852 nucleotides long. RefSeq names its product trypsin inhibitor DE-3-like. The transcript has a single exon. Gene Ontology annotation, molecular function: endopeptidase inhibitor activity. The coding region runs from base 63 to 659 and encodes 198 amino acids. The record is from RefSeq and is a predicted model, not a curated record. NCBI's taxonomy places the organism in Eukaryota, Viridiplantae, Streptophyta, Magnoliopsida, Fabales, Fabaceae.